Messenger RNA from Aspergillus wentii DTO 134E9, 600 nucleotides. Its product is annotated as putative BAP31 domain protein. Gene Ontology annotation, cellular component: endoplasmic reticulum; endoplasmic reticulum membrane. NCBI's taxonomy places the organism in Eukaryota, Fungi, Ascomycota, Eurotiomycetes, Eurotiales, Aspergillaceae. The transcript has 3 exons. The record is from RefSeq and is a predicted model, not a curated record. The coding region runs from base 1 to 600 and encodes 199 amino acids. Gene Ontology annotation, biological process: endoplasmic reticulum to Golgi vesicle-mediated transport; intracellular protein transport.
AUGGCCGUCUUCAUGGCCCUUAUCAUCCCUCUCCCCUUCGUCGUCAAGCGGAAGAUUUUCACCUUCAUCUCGGAAAGUCCGGUAGUAGCGAAAUUGCAAUAUGGUUUAAAAAUUACGUUCAUCUUCAUCCUCAUCCUCUUCAUUGACAGCGUCAACCGCGUCUACCGUGUGCAGCUUGAGCUGUCCACUUUCAGCAAGGAGGGUGCUAUGGGACUUGGAGGAGCGGCUGCUCUUGGUACCGAUCGUAUGGAAGUCCAGGCCCGCAAGUUCUACUCCCAGCGUAACAUGUAUCUCUGCGGUUUCACCCUCUUCCUCUCCCUGAUCCUCAACCGCACCUACACCAUGAUCCUCGAAGUCCUCCGUCUUGAGGACAGAGUCAAGACCCUCGAGGGUGACAAGAAGGCAGGUGGCAAGGACUCUGCCCGUCUGGCUCAGGCCGGUGACGUUGGCGAGAUUGGCCGUCUCAAGGAGAAGCUGGCCGCCAAGGACCGUGACCUUGAGACCCUGAAGAAGCAGUGUGAGGGACUCACUCGUGAGUACAACAACCUGGGUGACCAGGUUUCUGGCAGCAAGGACGAGGCCCCCAAGAAGGAUCAGUAG